Molecule: messenger RNA, 672 nt
Organism: Theileria equi strain WA
Lineage: Eukaryota; Apicomplexa; Aconoidasida; Piroplasmida; Theileriidae
Exons: 4
Coding region: 1-672 (223 amino acids)
Biological process (GO): meiotic DNA double-strand break formation; reciprocal meiotic recombination; meiotic DNA double-strand break processing
Cellular component (GO): nuclear chromosome
Molecular function (GO): DNA binding; DNA topoisomerase type II (double strand cut, ATP-hydrolyzing) activity
Source: RefSeq, a predicted model, not a curated record
AUGAUCGCGGGUUCUAUAGAGUUUAUAACUGGUGAAGAUCGUAUUGAUGUUGCUACCAAAUACUAUGGAGUCAAUAUCACGUAUGAUAUGCUCAGUUUCAAGGCAAACUUAAAGGCAAAUCACGUUUUAGUUGUGGAAAAAUAUACAGUCUUUAUGAGUCUUUGUCACAGCAGAAUUUGGAAGAAACUACCCAUCAUUUUAAUCACAGGUUGCGGAUUUCCCAGUAAUAAUACUAGAAAACUAGUAGAAGACCUUUCUAUGAAUUCUGACAUUGAGAUCUGCUACCUGGGAGACUAUGAUCCUCAUGGGUUUCUCAUAUUUUUAUCCUACGCAAAAGGUUCUGUAAGCACAAGAAUAAAUAGCCUCAUACCGGAUGUCCACAUAAAUAGGAGGAAAGGGAAUAGAUACAAAUGGAUAGGAAUACGUGCGAGUGAUGUCGAGGAAUAUGGCAUCAAGAAAGUAGUGGAUUUGACAAAAAGAGAAAUGAGAAUAUUGGAAAAUCUAAUCUCCGAUCCAGAAGUAGCAGAAAACACCCUGUUGAGGCACGAAAUUGAGCAGCAAAGAACAGUACAGAAAAUAGAAAUUGAAGCGCUGGAAGAGUCAACCAGCACUGGAGUAUUAUUCGAGUAUGUUAUCAGGAAAAUAUUGAGCCGAGAGUGGAUAGAAUUCUAG